UCGUGAUCCCCUUCUUUCUUCUAAAAUCAGUUGAUCUUAAAUAAGCUAAGGAAAGAAUUAUCUUCGGAUCAACCGACUGCAGUGAUGUGGAAAUUUUUCAGUGUCAUCGCGAUAUUGGUUUCACUCCCACUUUCCAGUAUAACUAUAAGCUCAUCCAUUGGUGCAGACUUGAAUAAUGCACACCCACUCCGCAUCCCUUUGGAAAAGAAGCUGUUUGUGAGGGGUGGCGAUGGGAUCUUCAAUUUCACUGCCGCUCAAUUGUCACAUCAGCAUACGCUUAGAAAAUAUCGGGGCACUUGUGAGAAAUACAAACACGCCCGAAGCUUUUGGCCCAGCCUAUCCAAAUUGUCAAGGCCAUACCGUCAUCAUAGGCGCCAAAUUGAAAGGUUAACUAAUCAAGGCAAUCAGAUGUGGACUGGACUCGUAAAAAUUGGAACGCCAAGCCAAACCUUCAGUGUAGAUUUCGACACGGGGUCGGGAGAUUUUUGGGUUCCGUCAAUCGAUUGCAAAGAUAACCCAUGCGGCUCUAAGAAUAUUUAUAAUGCAUCUGCAAGCAGCACAUCUACAAGACUUCCGGAUUCAUUUAAGGUUAAUUAUGGAGAUGGAUCAACUACAUCAGGAAACCAAUACAGAGAUUCGGUCAAAUUGGCAGGAAUCACCAUUGCCAACCAGACCUUCGCCGGUGUAUCGAAGCUGAGCGACGAAUUUCAACACGACCCAACAGAUGGCGUAUUAGGUCUAGCCUAUCCCGCAAUCUCUCAUUUGAAGUCGCCUUCGUUCAUUGAAAACGCAUUUAAUCAAGGAUUGAUACCAUCUAAGACGUUUUCUUUCAAAUUAGCCAACGAAGGUGGUGAGCUAUAUUUGGGGGGAGUGAAUCCAUCCAGGUUUGUAGGUACACUAGAAGCACAUCCAGUUAUACGACAGGCAUAUUGGGAGAUUGGUAAUGGGAGUGUUAAUGUUAAUAGCAUCAACAUCAGUCAAAAUGGCCGAAUGAUUCUUGAUAGUGGUACAACAAUUAUAUAUGGACCAAAGCUAGCUGUGGAAAAACUAUACUCUUCGGUCGACGGAGCAAAGAAAUACGAGAAACGGGAUGGCCUUUGGAAAUUCCCUUGCGUGAGCGCACCAUCGGUUUCUUUCAGCUGGAACGGUGGAGGGCAAUGGGCAAUAGACCCGAAACGAAUGUCACUAGGUAAAGUGGAAGCUAACUCAGCCGAAUGCAUCGGUGCUAUCUCGAGUCAAGCUGUCGGCCUGAAUGAUUCCUGGCUACUGGGCGAUACAUUCAUGUCUAAUGUUUACAGCGUCUUUAACCCAGUCGGGGGUGGAACUGUUUCCUUCGCCACACCGGUAUAGAAAUCGGAAGCAUAUCAACUCCUUCAAUUAUCAGUCAUCCUAACCUAAUGCUUGCCCACGAUGAGCGCCGAUUAGCUUUGGAAAGUCAAAAACCAUUUGACAUCAAUCAUGGUCACUGGUGUCCAUAUUGUUUUGGCCUUAUCUUAUGUAUGAUAUACUAUACUUUGCGAUAGCUUAAAUUCAAUGAACCCCAUCUGAUUGUACUCGCAGGAGGUGUGCUAAAUGGUAAGUACGCGCCCCUGGAGGAACGUCGGAG
Molecule: messenger RNA, 1606 nt
Organism: Puccinia graminis f. sp. tritici CRL 75-36-700-3
Lineage: Eukaryota; Fungi; Basidiomycota; Pucciniomycetes; Pucciniales; Pucciniaceae
Exons: 13
Coding region: 85-1350 (421 amino acids)
Biological process (GO): proteolysis
Molecular function (GO): aspartic-type endopeptidase activity
Source: RefSeq, a predicted model, not a curated record